Messenger RNA from Stylophora pistillata, 2924 nucleotides. Its product is annotated as nuclear envelope integral membrane protein 1. Gene Ontology annotation, cellular component: nuclear envelope. The record is from RefSeq and is a predicted model, not a curated record. Lineage: Eukaryota; Metazoa; Cnidaria; Anthozoa; Scleractinia; Pocilloporidae.
AUGGCGGCAGGUAUCGACAUCAAGUGUCUUUUCUUUUACCUUCUUUUAUUUUCUGUUUUGCUCGUCACAGCGGCUCAUAGAUGCGAGGAUAUCUAUGUUUCAAAUCUUGGAAGAGACUGGUAUUUUACAUGUGGACAAAGCAAUAGUUCCAUCAUUGCAGUGUGUGUACAUGGUGGCGAGCUUAUGUUAUCUCGCAUUUGGGCAAGCGUUAAAGUCCUGCUCAAAUUUGACAAAACAGAGGUGCAGUUCUAUGAGGCUGAAAGCUGCUCUGCCUUGUAUCCAGCAAACAAGUCCUGGGCAUCAGUAUUGCAGUCCUUUGUCACUUCUAGGAAUGUUUUGGAUCAAAUUGUGUUCAGUUACUCACCAUUAAAGACAUCAUGCUUUGCAGUUGAUUUAAUUGGAAAGAAGCAGGCUGUGAGAGUGAUGGCUUCACUUCGAGGAAUACUUUGUUCUUUUACUCAUCUGGUGUAUCACUUGGUGUCAUUGCUUCCCUGUUGAUGCUUGUUUAUAUUUUGCACAGACUUGUCCCUGGGAGAGGAAGUGCCUAUGCCAUCUUGUUAGGAGGUUGGAGUUUUGCUGCCUACCUGAUCCAGUGGACAUUGGGUAACUUGAAAGAACUGAUGGUCAACCACUAUCAAUGGGUCAUCGGAUAUCUUGUGGUAGUAGGGUUUCGUACAGAAUUUAUUACUUCUUCUUUCCACCAAAACACAAGUUUCUAUCACUGGAGGAAUAUGCUUCAGAAGGGGCAGAGGAAACAAAAAGAGCUUUAGAAGAUCUUAGAGAAUAUUGCAGAAGUCCUGACUGCGAUACUUGGCGCGUGGUUAGUCGACUCAAACAUCCAACUAGAUUUGCCUCAUUCGUGGCAACCGGACAGCAUAUUUCAGACGAAGAAGUCAAGAAAUACGAGGAGGAUCCAUCGGCAUGGAUGACAUCCGACAGCGAUGGAAGUGACAGUGAACCUAAUGACCAUAUUGAUUAGCACUCGUCACCGUUUAACGCCAAGAAGCAGCACCGGGCCUCCACGUCCUGGACUCAUUUUCCAUAAAAGGAUGGUGUCAACGAGUUAUCGUCUGCGUAAGGUCCUUUUGGCAUUAGAGCUGUCGGCAUGCAAUUGCCAAUUUGGAGGUACCCGGUCUGGGCGGAGACUGUUACCUUUUGUGGUAGAACUAGGGGACUGUAUGCAUGUUGCUGGCACCUCUCAAUUGUACACUGUUUGUCAAUGGACAUGCUAGAUUCGUGGCAUUCUGUGGAGUUGAGACGUACGGAGAGGACUGGAAGGGGUAGGAAUAAAGUUAUCCGCAAGGUUUGAGACAAAUGCUUUUAAACGUUGUCAAACGAAGCAAAAUUUCUUUGACAUUUUUAUUGCAAUAAUUUAGCGUUAGCAGAAAUUUCACCAUGUACAAGCUGGUCUUGAUCACCGAGUGUACAUAGUUAACAAGUUGAUCUAUUUUUUAUUUCCACUUUCCUCAUAUUCGACGUUCGGAUGUUUGCAUGCAUAGCUCAUUCAGUGUGAUGUUUGAUGGGUAUAAGAUUGAUGAAAGUCUUUCGGAGUUAUGUUUCAGAGUUGAGUUCGUACAAAAAUAUAUUUAGCCACGGAUUGCCAAAAUGGGAAUUUGUUUUAUUUAGGAAUGGAUACAGAUCUACACACCUGUCUCACGGAAAUUUGCGUAGAACUUUGAAAUGUACUUUGCAUUUGCUUUUCACUUACGAUCACUUCCAAGAACUAUGAGCUGCCAAAAUUUAGGCCAGUAAACAAAUGUCGAAAUAUAUGCGCUAAAUUUCUUCUAAAAUGACUUGGCGAUAACAUGCUCACAUUACCUUACUUAGUUUAGUUCAUUUUAAUCUCAUUUGUUAGUGCCCUUUUAUCAAUAAAGUUAAAUUUCACAUACGAGCUUUUUCAUCUCUAUUCAUUUCGGCAAAAUGUUUUUAUUACUGCUACAUCACUACUAAACUUCUGCUACACUACUGCAUGAUGGGACCGUUUGAACUUUCAGCACCGUCGUCAUGAGUUAUGCUCUUUAAGUUUUGCGUCAUGUAGAGUGUCAAAGUGGAUUUCCUUCAGACUUCGGUUUAGCUUUUGAAUUUCAAAAUCUGGGCUGUGAUUCUCCCUUACAGACCCUGUCCUUUUUUCUGUAAAUUAGUGUAGAGAACUUAAUGUUAAAUCAAGAUGAUGUUCUAUCGUUGAUGGUUUGGUCUAUUUUCAUCGCCAGCUUUCUGGAUGAUGCGUAGAUGUUUUAGGAUUAGCUAAAUCUAAAUCAACGUAGGGAGAUGGAUAGUUUAAGAUAAAGCGAAUGCGGAAUACUGGACUUUCGACUGUUCUUUACCGUUGAAAUCCUAGAAGGGAAGUUCAUUGCUAACCUCGCGAAACAGCCAAUGAUAGUGUUAUCGUGAAACAAGUUAUAGGGCAAUAAUAUUUGCCAAAGGAAGAUCUAACAUCCAAUGAUGGCCGAGGUUGAGAGUUAAUCUCACUGCACUAACUCUGCUUCACUGGGAAAGCAUUAAACAGUUCUGUGUGGAAAUGUUACGUUCACCAUUAUGUGUAGAUGUUGACCAACUCACACGCCCUUCAUUGGAGACACAAUGGAGACUUAAGACGAAGGACUGGAUUGAAGCGUUUCCACUUAAACAGUUCCCAUAGUAGUGAAGCAAUGUGAUCAUUGCCAUAGUGUGCGAGUUUUCGUAACAUUAACACAUUUUCGUUCCACCCCGGAUGACCCAUUGUCUUUGAUUGGCGCUAGUGAUUGUUGCAUGACGCAUAGCCUUAAAAAUCUUCAGUUUAGAGACGGUCUAAUAACUACACUACAUCAUGACUUUGGAUUUUUAACGCUUCAUUAAGGAGCACUUGAACCUGAAAGCUGGAUCAACUGUGGCAAGGCUGUUUUUCUUGCUCUUUUUGUAUUGCUGCAAAUUAAACAAUUCAACCU